AUGUGGAGACAGUUGGAAGCGCAUCGCGCCGUUUUCGCUGAGGCAGUGUUCCCAUUGACGCCACAGAACAAGCACACCAUGACGUGCAAUACCUUGAUGAAGGCAUAUGCGAACCGCGGAUUGGGUCAUAAGGCAGCAGAAUGGCACAAUCGAAUGUGCUCGCAACGAAUUCGGACCAAUGCAAAGACAUAUGGCAAGGUAAUUGAGGCCUUCGCUAAGUCUGGGGACUUGGAGAAUGCCUUGGCCUACCUCGCACGAAUGAGUCAGUUUUUUCCACCGGACAAGAUCAACUUCAAUACGGUCAUCGCUGCUGCAGCACAGGCAGGCUUGGUGCCAGAGACAGAGGCUUUGAUGCUUGGCUUGACUCAGCGGCGUAUUGAACCAUCACUCGAGAGCUACGGAAGCCUCCUGAAUGCUUAUGCAAAGGGGAGCAAUGCUGCUGCAGCUAUUGAAGUUCUUCAAGGAAUGGGGCACUUGCAAAUCACGCCAAAUCAGGUUUGCUUCAGUGCAGCUAUGGAUGCCUGCAGCCGGGCCGCACGGCCAGACGAAGCCAUCGAUAUACUUCAUCAAAUGCAGAAUCAAACCAUUGCUCCAGAUGUGGUGGCGCUGUCCAGCAUCGUCAAUGCAUUCUCUCAACUUGGCAAGGCAGCCGAUGCUGCCAAGUGGCUAGAGCAAGCAGAAAAUGUUGGACUGAGCCCGAACAUCAUUACCUACAACUGCAUUAUUCACGCCUGUGCCCGAGUGGGACAUCCAAAGAAGGCAAUCAAGUGGUUUGAGAGGUUGAGGGCAGCACAGCUGCGGCCCGACGUGUCAUCAUAUUGCGGGAUUCUUGAUGCUUUCGCCAAGAAAGGCCGGCCACUGGCAGAUGCGCAACAUUGGUUCAAUCGACUGGCAGCGCAGCAUAUGCCCGACUUGGGUGCCUUUGUGUCUGUGAUUUUCAUCUGCGCCCGGUCUGGAAGACUUUGGGAAGCCUCCGAGUGGUUGCGGCGCAUGCGGGAGAGUGGGCUGCAGCUUGACUCAGGGCCGUACAACGGAGUAAUAGCAGCUGCAGCACAGGCCAGAGAACCUGAUUGGGCUCUUCGCUGCCUCCAAGAUAUGUUGGAGACUUCUGUCCAGCCCAACAUCAUGACGCACACCAACAUCAUCAACGCUUUUGCCAAAGUCUCUCAGCAUCAAGCGGCCAUUGAAUGGUUGGACGUGAUGGAAGAUGCACAUCAUUCUCCCAAUGUGCUUUCGUUCACUUGUGCUAUCGAGGCUUGUCUUUGGGCCACCGAGUGGGGUGAGGCGUUGCGCCUGUUGCAGCGCAUGCAGCAGCGAGGUGUCCCUGCAGAUUCUGUUCUCAUUCGCAAGCUCAAUCGACAAAUGGGAUCAGAGGCGCAAACCUUUGUACUUGUAGCGUGGCAAAUGUGGUAUCAGAAAUUUACUGACAUUUGGUGUUUGUUUGUUUGGAAGAGGUUUGGCAACACUUCGUACAUCAACCGUGGCGUCAACAAAAAACUAAGCUAUUAA
Molecule: messenger RNA, 1509 nt
Organism: Cladocopium goreaui
Lineage: Eukaryota; Dinophyceae; Suessiales; Symbiodiniaceae
Source: the annotation of a GenBank genome assembly